CCGGACAGUUUCAGUGUAACACAGCCUGCGCAUGCUCAAUCAUCCAUGUGGUGGCUUGUUCGCAUGUUAGUAAUGCUCACUGGUCGAGUUCUUUGCGUUGCCUAAAGUUUGUGAAAAUUAUACGACAGUUGUAUUGUAGGAAAUGGGGGGAACUUUGCAUAUCUAAAACUAUCGGAGCAUUGUGAGUUUUUUCAAAGAGAGCGCACUCAUUUCUACGUGCUAGUAUGUUAGCAUGACUUUGUUUGCUAGCUAGCUAAACGACGCAGAGCAAUGUUGUUAUCUAAAUUACCUCCAUUAAACUGUAUUGCCUUCUUUAUUCCCUAAAUAUCUACAAAUUUUGCGAGCUGGCACACAAGUGUAAUAGGUUACAACAAAAUAUGUCUCUACUGCAAGACUUAAUUGUUGCUCUCAGCUAAAUCGUUUUAACCAAAUCAAACGAGUGUCAACCAUUGCUAUAUUUUUGACUUGACCAGUAAUGUGAUGCAGUCCUGUAUAAACAGAGGAUGGACAGAGAAUUGCUGAGGCAGUGUCUGGCGUAUCAUGGAGAGCCACUGCUCAGCAAGCUGAAAUGUGAACAAACAGAAAACCCAGACUUUGAAGCUGUGGUGUCUGACUUAUGCAAGGCCACGUAUGAAAGUAGCGCUGAAAGGCGUGGCAACCCCCUCGUCGAGCAGUUCAUUGCCAGGAAGGCUGACAUCCUGUUCUGUCCUGCCUGGAAGAUCACAACACAUCAAGAAGAUGAACAUGAGGAGGAGGAGGAGGCUGCAGAGCCCUGUGCUGUCAUGCCACCUUUGGAACUAUUCAUGGAGGUGUCUUAUGAGGAAAGAAGAGCCAUGCUGUACAGGGACUUAGAAAGAGGAGACAUUGUGGUGGGAAGGAUCAACAACAUAAGAGAAUACGGCUUCUUUCUCACUCUGCUUUGCACGGCAGCAGGACUGAAGAGAGACGUAGAAGACCUGGAGCUGUCGGCUCUGUGUCACAUCAGAGAAAUUCCCUCCACUGGCAGCCAUGAUGAUCCUCUGUCCUACUACCAGAUUGGAGACUUCAUCAGGGUGAAAGAUAUUGACCGCUACCAGGAGAAAAUCACAAUUUCCCUCCACCAGACCUCUGUUUCUCCCAGCUUUGAGCGCGUCAAACUGGGUGUCAUCACCCGAGAGGAUCUGCCCAAACACUACAGUCGUGGUGUUUGUGCAGCCGCAGACUCCAGUGAGACGUAUGAGCGUUUACUGAGGGGUUGCCAUGGUUACCACAACCCCUCUGUAGUGGACUACCUGCUGGAGAAGGUGGGGGUUAGUGACACCCACCCACCAUCAGUGAUGAGGGGACUACAAAGUAAACUUUUCCGAGAGGAGGAUUUUGCCUCUGAAAUCAGGAAGAAACAGUCUGCAUCAUGGGCCUUGAAGUGCGUCCGUGCGGGUGUGGACCACUUCAAACACAGUCGACAUGUUGAAGCCAUGAAUGAAUACAACAAAGCCUUGGACAUCGACACUAACAAUGUGGAAGCUCUGGUGGCACGAGGAGCUCUGUAUGCUAACAAAGGCAGCAUCAUGAAGGCUAUAACAGACUUUGAAUUGGCCCUGGAGUGCAGUCCAGAUCACCGCAACGCCAAGAAGUACCUCUGCCAGACACUGGUGGAGAGAGGGAAACAGCUUGAAGAACAGGAGAAACUAGUAACAGCGGAGGGUUUGUACAGACGAGCUUUGUCUCUUGAUGAUUUAAAUCCUGAGGCACAAGAGGCCCUGCAAAAGAUCACAGAAACCAUACAGAAAUCGAUUCGCCUGCGAGAAAAAGCGCUCGCUAAGGAGCAAGUGAAGGCUACGAGCAGCCAGACUAGUGCUGAGAAAUUGCGUAAGAUCUUAAAAGAGGAGAAGAGGAUGAAGAAAAAACGAAAGAGAUCAUCCUCUUCCACCUCAUCAUCCUCCACUUCCUCUAGGAGGAACUCCUCUUCUUCUUCGUCUUCCCCCUCUCGCAGGAGGUCCAAAAAGAAGAAAAAGAAGAAGAGAAGGUCGGAGCGGGGAAGUAAGCACCAUCGCAGGAUCUCCUCGAGGGAGAGCAGGAGGAGUGAGGAGGAUAAAAGUGAGAAAGACAGGAAUGAGGAAGAGGAGCUAGAGUGGUACCCUGCUCCUCCCAACACCUCCGCCACCUUUCUCAACCAGAAGGGAGGCCCCGGCUUUGGGGAGAAGGAUGUGGAUGAGGCGGAGGAGAAGGACCCUGAUGAGAGAAGGAUCAGUCGGCUGUAUUCUCUGUCGGCGGCUUCAGACAACGACGAGUCUGACUCCUCACGCAGAGGAAAGAAGAGGAGGGACAAAGAGGAAGGCAGGAGGAGGAGAGGGAGAAACAGUCAGAGUAGAAGCACAGAAAGAGCAGAGAGGACGAGUGGGAGUAGAGAAAGGAGGGAUAAAAGCAGGGAGAGAGGGAAGGAGGACAACAGCAGAGACAGGAGAGACAGCGACACCACGAGGAGAAGCAGCUUAGACGAGAACAGAAAGCGGAAAGUAUCCUGCUCUUCGGCUGAGUCCGAGUAUUCACGGAAAUCCUCUUUCAAAUCUGAAUAUGUAGGGAGCUCUGGCUCUGCUUCCAAACACUCGGAGAAUAGAAUGAGGCACAACGAUGCUGGUAGGUAUGAAAACAGAGCACGGGAGGACGCUCGAGAGGUAGAAGAGGCCAAAAGAGAGAAGGAUGGUAGGAAGGGGAAGCCAGAGGCAGAGAGCAGCAGGUCAGAGGGUGGACACAGUGCGAGAUCAGACUGUGCCGGGAACAAUAAACAGAGUGGUUUGAACUCGGUGCCAGCAGGUGGGCCGAAAAAAGACCUCCCUUCUAACCUGUUAGCUAUUUUCAAUCAGAUCGCUCAGUUCGAGAAGGAGAAGGGAGUCAGGCCGAAAUAACAAGUCAAAACCAAAAGUCCAGAAUGUGCCCAAUACUAGUGAGACAAGACUUUGAAACAGAUGUUUGUACCAUGGAUUCAUUCACUCUGGACUAUAUGUCAGGAGAGCACUGCAGAGGCAAUGGCCAAAUGUGGUGUCGACUGAAUGUCCCCAGCUGUUGUAAGUUGCCUUCACUGUUAGAGAAAACCCUUGAGUCAUUUCAGUUGGAAAUGUCUUCCUCUUUACGGCAGAUUUAAGGCCUGUGAGUGACUGUAGUAGUUGUUGGAUAACAGCUGCUCAAAAUGUAUUAAAACGAUCAUCUGAAUGGGUUGAAAAUAUAAAACUAAUGUAAUACUUUCCCAAAUAAUGUGAUAACAUGUUAUUGUAACUGGUGAUUGUGGGCUUGUUUCAGAAGAAGAACAACUUGCUCCAUUUAGAGAUCAUUUUUGUUACAUUUUGAUGAAUGAUUAGAUUAUUCAGCACAUCAGACAUCAGUUGCUGCAGGCUUUAACAUCUCCUUUUUGUGCUUGACUUUGGUUGAGACUGUUUACUUUGUUUACUGAAUGUGCCAGUUUGUGCCAGUCCUUCUGUGUCUUGUUAAAUGUUUCGCUCAGCAGCUCGACUGUUAGUACUUCAGUACUUUUUCAAGCUUUACAAAACGCAGACAUGUACUCCUGUAGUGAAACACUCAGUUAAAUCAAUAAAGAAUUUGAGUGUCAAAACUCA
This is a messenger RNA of Scatophagus argus, 3590 nucleotides long. It is a transcript of the gene ttc14, whose product is annotated as tetratricopeptide repeat domain 14. The coding region runs from base 504 to 2885 and encodes 793 amino acids. The record is from RefSeq and is a predicted model, not a curated record. Gene Ontology annotation, molecular function: protein binding; nucleic acid binding. The transcript is spliced from 12 exons. Lineage: Eukaryota; Metazoa; Chordata; Actinopteri; Scatophagidae.